Molecule: messenger RNA, 2496 nt
Organism: Vigna unguiculata (cowpea)
Lineage: Eukaryota; Viridiplantae; Streptophyta; Magnoliopsida; Fabales; Fabaceae
Product: scarecrow-like protein 14 pseudogene
Source: RefSeq, a predicted model, not a curated record
UUGGAUGGUUUUAUCUUCUAAUUCUGGGGAUUUCCCUGCCACAUUUAAAAGCUGAAUAUACUGCUCUCUCUCCUUCAUUCCUUUGCUUUGCUUUGAUGGAUAGAAGAGUCUCCUCCACCAUCAAUUUUGCUAAUGAUGAAGCAGAGUCAUGCUUUUAUGAGAGUGAUGUCUCUGCUGUCCUUGGCUACAUAAAGCAAAUGCUGAUGGAAGAGGACACAGAAGAAAAGUACAGUAUGUUCCAUGAUUCCUUAGCUCUGCAACAUACUGAGAGAUCAUUUUAUCAGGUUAUCACUCACCAAACAUCUUCUUCACCUUCUUCCACACACCAUCAUCAUGUUCAGAGUUUCCCCAGUUUCAGAGUGGAGAGUCCUGACCAAAAUGUCUCUGGUUGCUCCAGUGAUAACAGUUCUGGUAGUUAUAGUUAUGGCAGUACAUCCAUCUCCUCCGAGUCUCAGUGGAGUGUUGACUUUAACACCCCUGCACUGCCAAACACUUUUACCUUUCCGGAUACCUUUGUUUCCCACUCAAAUUCAUCCUCCACCGCUCAAUCUUCCAUGAAUACUGGAUUUGGAAUCUUGGAUAAUACCCUUCUUGAUUCUGCAUUUCAAGAGCAAUUCAAGAGAGGUCUUGAACAAGGUACCAGAUUCCUUCCUAAACAUACUCCAUUCGUUGUUGACACGGACAGCACAGCCUUUUCCCCUUCUUUCACAAUGGUUCCAACUGUGGUAAUCAAGACAGAAGCAGAAGAAGGUGUUGAAGAGGAGCAUUUUCUGUCUGUGUCAAGAAGGAGAAACCGGGAUCAGGAAGAGUAUGAGGCAGAUGGGAGAAUCAGGAAGACAUCAGCAACGUACACGGAUGAAAGUGAGCUAUCUGAAUUGCUUGAUAAAGUGGUGCUAGGCACUGGUUUGGGAAAAGGGGUGCCUUCUGACACAGGCCUUUACCAAAAUGAUGCAACAUUAUUAACAAACAUGUUUGAUGUCAGGAAAAGUAGCGAGGAAGUUGUGGAUCUGAGGGCACUAUUGAUGCUUUGUGCACAAGCUGUUGCUUCUGAUAGUGCUUCAUUUGCAAAGCAACUACUGAAGCAGAUUAAGCAGCAUUCUUCUCCAAUAGGGGAUGAUACUCAGAGGCUUGCACAUUACUUUGGAAAUGCCCUUGAAGCAUGCUUGGAUGGAACCGGUUUCCAGGUUUAUCGUGUUCUAUCCUCCAAAAGAAUCUCUGCCAAAGACAUGAUAAAAGCUUACUGUGCAUAUGCUUCGGUGUGCCCGUUUGAAAAGCUUACAAUCAUUUUUGCCAACAAAGCAAUUUGUUUUCUAUCUGAGAAUGCAGAAACUGUUCAUAUCAUAGACUUUGGUAUCCGCUAUGGCUUCAAGUGGCCUUCGCUUAUCAGCAUCCUGUCAAAACGUCCCGGUGGACCACCCAAGCUUCGCAUCACGGGGAUAGAUCAGCCGCAGCCAGGUUUCAGGCCAGAGGAGAGGGUUCUGGAAACCGGGCGUAGACUCGAACAUUAUUGCAAGCGUUUCAAUGUUCCAUUUGAGUUCAAUGCCAUUGCAAGAAAAUGGGACACCAUCAGAGUCGAGGACCUCAAGAUAGAGAAAAACGAGUUCGUAGCAUUGAACUGCAUGUUUCAGUUGGAGCAUCUACUUGACGAGUCUGUGGUGUUGGAUAAUCCAAGAGAUGCUGUUUUGAGGUUGAUCAAGAAGGCAAACCCUGACAUAUUUGUGCACAGCAUUGUCAACGGCUCCCAUGAUGUUCCAUUCUUUGUGUCACGGUUCCGAGAGGCUCUCUUCCACUACUCUGCACUGUUUAACAUGCUUGAAACCAACAUGGACCGUGAAGAUCCUACGAGGUUGAUGUUUGAGAAGGAGUUGUUUGGACCGGAGAUCAUGAACAUCGUAGCUUGUGAAGGUUGUGAGAGGGUUGAGAGGCCACAAACCUACAAGCAAUGGCAGCUUCAGAACAUGAGAAUUGGGUUUCGGUUACUUCCUUUGGAUCAACGAAUCAUUGACAGAAUGAAGAACAGGUUGAGACAGGAUGGGCACGACACCAAUUUCAUGCUUGAGGAGGAUGGUGGUUGGGUGUUACAAGGUUGGAAGGGUCGAAUUGUACAUGCUUCCUCUUGUUGGAUUCCGGCAUAGUGUAAUUUCCAACUUCAAAAUCUAGUCUUACACAUAACUGCUACUUUCCUUCGACUCACUACCUCAUUUCAUGUUUCAUAUCAGCAAAAGCAAAAUUAUGAGUCAGUCUCUACCGACAUGUAGUUUGUUUUCUACUUACAUAUCUAACAAUCAUAGGUUCCAGAAAUGGAGGAUAUGUCCUCGAUGUCUGUACCUUCUCCACAUGUAUGUGUCCACAAGAAAAAUAGAUGCUAAUAAACUUUUCAAGAUCACUUUACCUAUUCAAACGUGAUAGGAUAACUUUUUAGUAUCUUUUUAAGUUUUUUUUUCUUCACGCUUGAUGUAAAUACGAUGAUAUUUAUAGGUUUCCAAUAUUACCUUA